This is a messenger RNA of Papilio polytes (common Mormon), 1334 nucleotides long. RefSeq names its product serine protease easter-like (gene BAEE). The record is from RefSeq and is a predicted model, not a curated record. Gene Ontology annotation, biological process: proteolysis. Bases 239 to 1324 code for a protein of 361 amino acids. Gene Ontology annotation, molecular function: serine-type endopeptidase activity. NCBI's taxonomy places the organism in Eukaryota, Metazoa, Arthropoda, Insecta, Lepidoptera, Papilionidae. The transcript is spliced from 7 exons.
ACGAACAAAAGUGGAGACCACGCGUCGUUACACAAGAUUUUUAUUUUAUAUUUAUCAAACAUAUGCCUAUAUAGGAUAUCUUGUUACUUUCCGUGUAUUUGCUGCGAAUAAAAUGGUAUAUCGUCGAUAACCUUUUGUACAAGUAGCUGGUUUAUCUAUCACUUCACAAGAGGUCGCCGUUUUAACAACAUUAAGUGAAUUUAUGAUAAAUUUAUAUUAAAGUUUGUGCUUUUUUGUAAUGGAUAUAAAAUGCAAAGCAGUUGUUUUAAGUAUCCUGGCUUCGCUUGCUGCAGUCCAAGGAGCAUGUCAAAGCGGAGCUCGUUGUGUUGCAGUUCAAGAAUGUCCGGCCAUUCUGGAUCUUGUCAGGGACAAGGCAGAGUACGCCAAGGAUAUUGUGAUGCCUUUACGGUGUAGCUCUAACGAGUACAAAGUAUGCUGUCCUCCAGUUUUUGAUGAAGCAGUAACGAAGCGGUCGUUGCCGGACACGAGCGUGUGUGGAAUAAUGACUAACGACAGGAUCGUCGGGGGAUCUAUCACGGAGCUCGAUGAACAUCCCUGGCUGGUUCUACUUCGAUAUGAUAAACCAAACGGCUGGGGUUUCUACUGCUCUGGGGUGUUGAUAUCAUCGAAAUACGUGAUGACCGCUGCCCAUUGUCUCAGAGGCAGUGAAUUACCACCUACUUGGUUACUAACUCAAGUCCGGCUUGGCGAAUGGAAUAUAACCAGUUCGCGAGAUUGCGUGGAAGAUGACUGCAGCCCGUCCGUCCAAGACAUCAAAGUUGUAGAUCGUAUACCUCACGAAAAAUACGACCCCAAUGAUGUGCACCAACGUAAUGACAUAGCACUCUUGAAACUGUCGCGCGACGUCGUUUUCACAGAUUUUGUAAAACCAAUAUGCCUACCGUUAACCAAUGCCCAACGUACUAGCUCGUUCGACGGGUACGAAAUGGAAGUGGCGGGAUGGGGUAAAACUGAAACAAGUGAGUCCUUCGGUACACUAUUCGAACAAAGAGAAUCAAUGUCCGAUAUAAAAUUGAAGGUUCGCGUUCCGGUAGUCAAUUCUACCACCUGCUCAAACAUUUACAGUAAAGCUGGCAGAAUUAUAACUGAGAAGCAACUUUGCGCCGGAGGUAAACAGGGACAGGACUCGUGCCGCGGGGAUUCAGGUGGACCUCUUAUGGCAGUAAUGCCCUCCGAACAGAACUGGUUUGUAGCUGGAGUGGUGUCAUAUGGCCCCAGCCCGUGUGGUACUUCAAACUGGCCCGGAGUUUACACACGCGUUAGUUCUUAUAUAGAUUGGAUCCAAUCAAAGAUUACAAGUUAGUUCAAGUUAA